CGCUAAAUCUAAAAUAAACCGUGAAUAAAAUGUGAAAAUACAUAAAGAUUUUUGGGUGAAGCAGCCGCACGCAUGAAAGGCUCGAAAAUAUUUGGCCUCAACACAAUAAAUUCGUUACGUUAGUGACAGCUUAAACAGAAAGUACAAGGAGGGGGGGAAACGUUGAGCUAGCCAGCUAGCAUUAGCGCGAGUGUAACUCUUACUUCUUAACCUCUACAUUUCAAAUACUGCCUAUCGCGACUUAUCGGAUUUCAUUAGUCGGUGUAUUUUUACGAUGCCGUGUCAAACGCGCACUUUUAAAGUCAGCGAGGUAGUGGGAGCACUGCAAUGCUAAUGCUAGCCGGCUAGGCUAAGUAGCGCCACAUUGCUAUUAACGGGAGGCUGCCAUCUCACUUAGCUCCUGCUAGCCGGCUAUAUUGCUUGUUUCCUUUUUCUUUUUUUUUAUAUUUAUUUGUGACUCGUGUAUUUGACUGUGGUUGGCGUUACAUUGUAGGGACAUGGCGCCCCGCAUACAGCUGGACAAAGCGGCUUGGCGUUGGGUCGAAACGGUGAAACCAGAAGACAUCAGACAGGAGCAUAUCGAGCUGGCAUAUCGCAUCAACCUCCCGGCCUGCAAGAGAGGAGCCUGCAGGAGGAACUGCAAAGGAAAUCCCAACUGUCUUGUGGGUAUAGGCGAACAAGCGUGGCUCGGGGAGAUCGAUGAAAAUGCUUUCCACAAUAUCGACGACCCAAAUUCAGAGCGUCGAGACAAGAACACAUUUGUUGGCCUGACCAACCUCGGUGCGACGUGUUACGUCAACACAUUCCUGCAAGUGUGGUUCCACAACCUGGAGCUGCGCCGGAGCCUCUAUCAAUGCAACAAUUCCCGAGCACAUGACCACAACAUUGAGUCUGAUUACGAGCCCGAGUCCAUCUGCGAACAUCUGCAGUACCUGUUCGCUCUCCUGCAGAACAGCAACAGAAAGUACAUUGACCCUUCAGGUCUGGUCAAAGCACUUGGCCUGGACACGGGGCAGCAACAGGAUGCCCAGGAGUUCUCGAAGCUUUUUCUGACUUUGCUGGAGGAUACUCUGUCCAAGCAGAAGAACCCCAACCUGCAGAACGUCAUCCAGCACCAGUUCUGUGGACAGUUCUCUUACGUUACUGUGUGCAACCAAUGCGGCCGCUCGUCUGCGCUGCCGUCCCGAUUCUACGAGCUGGAGCUGAACAUCCAGGGCCACAAGAACCUCACAGAGUGCGUCACGGAGUUCCUGAAGGAGGAGAAGCUGGACGGGGAGAACCGCUACUUCUGUGAGAGCUGUCAGAGUAAACAGAACGCCACUCGAAGAAUCAGAUUGCACAGCCUCCCUCCGACCCUCAACCUGCAGCUCAUGCGCUUUGUCUUCGACAGACAAACCGGCCACAAGAAGAAGCUCAACACUUUUAUCAGUUUCCCAGAACAGCUCGACAUGGGACCUUUUCUGGAAGGAAAACACGACCAGAAGUGCGUCUAUGAACUGAGUGCGGUGCUGAUCCAUCGAGGAAUCAGCGCCUACUCCGGCCACUACAUCGCCCACGUGAAGGACGCUCGCACCGGAGACUGGUACAAGUUCAACGACGAGGAAAUUGAGAAGAUGGAAGGAAAGAAGCUGCAUCUUGGUACUGAGGAGGACAUUGCUGAGACGGUGAAAUCUCAGUCGCGAAAGCCGAAGUGCAGCAAAGGUUUCCACUGCUCCAGAAACGCCUACAUGCUGGUGUAUAAGAUCCAAGAAGACGAGAGUUCAGAUCCCUCCAGGACCAUUGUUGAGGUGCCAUCCUUUCUCCAGAGGCUGGUUGACCAAGACAAUCAUAAAUUUGAGGAGUGGUGUAGUGAGAUGGCCAGCAUGAGAAAACAGAGCGUGGAUAAGGGCAAGGCCAAGCAUGAAGAGGUGAAGGAGCUCUACGAGCUUUUACCCGCAAGAGACGGCGAAGACUACGAGUUUAUCCCCCUGGAGUGGCUGAAGAAAUGGCUGGACGACUCCACCGCCACGAAAGAAAUCGACAACUCCCUCUUCCUGUGCUCCCAUGGCAAACUGCACCCGGAUAAGGUGGCGGAGUCCAAGAGGGUUUCCCUGCAAGCGGCAGGACUCCUGUACGAGCGCUACGGUGGAGGGCCGAGACUUAACGGCUCCUCUCUAUGUAGAGAGUGUGUCGGCCAGCGAUGCAGAGUGUUGCGCCUAAAGAACCAGCUAAAUGAAGACUACAAGGAAGUUACUAACCUUGUCAAACGCACAUUCAGUGGUGAGGGUUACUGGGUGGGCAAAGCGUCUCUGCGUAGCUGGAGGCAGCUGGCGCUGGAACAGCUGGAGGAGGACGAACACGAAACCAAACACAGCAACGGCCAGACCAACGGACAGGGACCACACACCAACAACAACAAAGAAUUCUGCUCAGAGCUGUCGGAGGGAACCGAAGACGAGAUGAAGACAUUCAAUGAAGACAUUGUCUGCAGUCACGGGGGUCUGAGUAUUCUGGAGACCGAACGGAAACUGGUGUCCUCUGAAGUUUGGACCAAGCUGAGGGAAUACUUCCCCAAAGCUCCUGAAUUUACCCAAAACAAAGAACCCUGUCAGCAGUGCCUGACAUUAGAGCAGGAGGAAAAGGACAACGAGGCCGUCAGUAAGAUGAUGGCGCUCGACCAGAAGAACCAGCUGCUCAACCUCUUCCAUGAGAAGAACCGGCCAACGCUCACAAAGUGGCCUCAGGACACAGAUGUACUUUACAUAGUCCCUCUGUUUUUCGUGGAGGAGUGGAGAAAGUUCAUCAGGAGGCCAACAAAAUCCUCUCCGGUGUCGAACGUGGGCAACACUCUGCUGCUCUGUCCACAUGGAGGCUUCAUGUUCACCUACGACUCACUGAUCAGUGGAGAUGCACAACAUAUAGCUCUGCUCUGGCCCAAUGAAUGGGACGUUAUCAGCAGACUCUUCAUUGUGGACCAGGCCAUCUCCAUCCACUGCUUCGUACAGACCACACAAAGUGGCUCCACCCCCCAGUACACCACUCAACCCGAUCUUUGUUGGGAGUGCAGAGAGAGCUUCCUCUUCCAGCAGCAGAGGGAUCUCAGAGAGUACACCCAAGCCACCGUUUACAUCCGCAAAGUCGUCGAAGACCAGCGGAUGAUCAAGGAGGCGGCUCCAGAGAUGAACGCCAGCAGCUCUGAGGCAGAGGAAGAACGGGAAGAGCACCCAAAGGUGGACGGAGAGAAAGAUCCAGACUUCAAUCAGUCCCAGGAUGGUGCGAAGCGACUAAAGUUGAGUGACAACAGUGCGGCAUCGGGAGCUGCUGCUGCUGCUGCUGCUGCACCUGCUGCACCUCCUCCUCCUCCUCCUCCUCCUCCUCCUUCGACCAAUGUGACCAAGCUGGGUGGAAUCCGGAGAAGCACCCGGCACAGAAAACUCCGGGGAGAGAAAGCACUCAUUGUUUCAGCCAAUCAGACGCUAAAGGAGCUGAAAAUACAAAUUAUGCACGCCUUCUCCGUGGCUCCAUUCGACCAGAACCUCUCCAUCGAUGGGAAAAGUCUGACAGACGACUCGGCCACGCUGGGCAGUCUGGGUGUCAUUCCAGAGAGCAUCAUCUGUCUAAAGGCUGAUGAACCAAUAGCAGAUUAUUCUGCGAUGGAUGAUGCCUACCAGGUGAGAAUGCCUGAAGAAGGUUUCAAAGGCACGGGGCUUCUUGGGCAUUGAGGAAAACUGUCCUGUAGUUAUGCUUGAAUUGGAUGGAUGACAGAUAAAAAGAAAAAAAAAGUUCUAUUUGUCAAGUGUCCAUAUAUAAAUAAGUGCUUUAUUUUAUUUUUUGAGUAGCCUUUCUUUGAUAAAACUGUGACUAUGUUCCAAAGCGGCUGUUUUUCUCUACAUAAGGUUAGCUGGCUUUGAUAUUUAAAGUUUCUAAUUGUUCUGAAGGACUCUGUGGUUCUGCUUCAGCCUGACUAAUAGAAACAAGGUGAAGUAGCUAAAAAGGAUUUGUUGUACUCUGACGCUAGACUUCGAGAAAGCAACUUUGUUUUUAAAUUAUGGCAGAAGAUGAAUUCAAGGCGACGUUCUUUCAUUAUGUGGAAGGUCGUGUUCUCAACUCGAAAGAGCUUUCAGGUUCGUUAAAAGAGGAAUGCACGAGUAAGUGUUAAGUAUUACAAGUAUAACUGCUCUUAAAUGUUUGAACAUUUAUUACCUCUACAGCAAAUCUAUAUCCAUAUACUCCUUGUGGCAUUUAGAGAUCCAUAACUACAAAGUAUGUAUUGAGGCGGAUUUCUGCAGGUUUCAGCAGUGCACAACUCGUACGUUGGAAGUGAGAAACGGAAAGCAAGCAGUAAUAUAUCCUGUUCUUUUCACUGUUAUUUCUAAUGGACAAUAAAGUUAUUUUCAAAGCA
Messenger RNA from Mugil cephalus (flathead mullet), 4381 nucleotides. It is a transcript of the gene usp48, whose product is annotated as ubiquitin specific peptidase 48. The record is from RefSeq and is a predicted model, not a curated record. Gene Ontology annotation, cellular component: nucleus; cytosol. The coding region runs from base 498 to 3701 and encodes 1067 amino acids. NCBI's taxonomy places the organism in Eukaryota, Metazoa, Chordata, Actinopteri, Mugiliformes, Mugilidae. Gene Ontology annotation, molecular function: protein binding; cysteine-type endopeptidase activity; cysteine-type deubiquitinase activity. The transcript has 27 exons. Gene Ontology annotation, biological process: protein deubiquitination.